UCUUUUGGUUUCUUUAAUUUUGGUUUACGAAGUGUAGAGGGUUAACAAAGAGGAUUUUUUGUUUGUUAUUUUGGCCUUGUCUGCCCCUGACGCUAAGUCCCAACUUGUAAAUAAAUUAUUGUUUAUUCAACCUCUCUCUGGUUCAGACUCUCUUCCUUUUCCUGUUACGGCUGACCCCUAGCGGUCGUAACAGUGUUUUUUUUGUUUUUUUUUUCUCUUGUGAUUUCUUCUAGGUGAUGGCGUAAUGAACAACACCCGUAAUAGAUCAGGACGUACGAAUAAAAGUGCCUCUGAGACGUGGGUGGAGGCACGUGGGAAGUGACAUCAUCCCAUGCUGCCACUUGAUCGCACGUUGUUUAUGGAUCUGUCGUCAGUAAUUAAAUUGAUGUGUUAAUUUUAAAUGUAAACCCCCAAAAUUUAGAGGGGGUAAAGGUCAUAGAAGCAGUCCGACAACAAAUGAGCAGAGAAGGUAAAAGAAUGGAUAGCUUAUCAGUACGUCUAAAAUUGGAGGGAAAAGAAGUACCAGAUCGGAUUAAAUUGGGUUAUAUCAGUUACCCGAUAAGGCAGUAUAUAGCCCCUCCUUUGAGGUGUUAUAAUUGUCAACGUUAUGGACAUACUGCGUUAGUGUGUAAGUCUAAAAUGAGGUGUGCGCGUUGUGGAGGCGAGCAUGAAUUUGGGAAGUGUGGAGAGGGAGUUGGAUUGAAGUGUUGCAACUGUGGAGGUAAUCACAAUGCGGCAUAUGGAGGUUGUGAGGUGAGGAAAAAGGCAGUGGAAGUUCAACAGGAAAAGACAAAGAAUAAAGGGACAUAUGCUGAAGCUGUGAAAGCGGUAAAUAAUAGAUAUAGACAAAGUGGAACUGAGAGACUGGGGUAUGGGAAAAUAAAUGAAGAUACAGGAAGAAUGGAUGAAGCAUUACAGGUGGAGAUGGGGGAGAUGCCAAUUCACUUAAGAAGGAAGCAAUUGACACUGGCAUACUGGGUUAAUCUAAAAGGGCAGAAGGAUAGUCAUCCAACAAAAGGUAUACUUGAAACAUGUUGGGAACAUGGGAAAGGGAAAGUUAACAAUUUUGGUUGGAUCAUUAAGGAUUUAGUUCAGGAUAUGAAAUUAAAUGAGUACAGUGUUAUUCCAGCAUUAAUAUUACCAACAAUACCAUUAUGGAUAUUACCUCAACCCAAGGUAGAUUUAUUAUUAUUGGAAUCAAGGCAAGAUAAAAAUGGGAGGCAGUUGGAGGCAGAGAUGACAAAAGAGUAUAUUGGGAGUAAGUAUGAACAAUAUGCACAUGUUUUCACAGAUGCAUCUAAGGAUCCACAAAAGGAACGGGUGGGGGUAGCGUACAUCAUACCCAGAUUGAAAGUGGCGAGAGGGGAAAGAAUAUCAGAUCAUGUAUCUGUGUUUACAGGAGAGUUACUAGCAAUUAUGGUAGCAAUUAAUAAAAUAAAUGAAAUGGGUUUAAGUAAAACGUUAAUAUGCUCAGAUUCAAGUUCGUGGCUGGAAGCUCAGAAAUCAGAUACUAGACAAGAUAUUGUUUUGGAAAUCCUACAGAUAUUCAUCCCUCUCUGGAAUGAGAUGGACUUUGCCGUAGAUGGAGGAGCUGAACACGCAGCAACAUUGAAAGCACAAUUCCUGAUUGUUCUGGUAGUGGUGAUCUAG
This is a messenger RNA of Carassius auratus (goldfish), 1650 nucleotides long. RefSeq lists its product as uncharacterized. Lineage: Eukaryota; Metazoa; Chordata; Actinopteri; Cypriniformes; Cyprinidae. The transcript is spliced from 3 exons. Bases 457 to 1650 code for a protein of 397 amino acids. The record is from RefSeq and is a predicted model, not a curated record. Gene Ontology annotation, molecular function: nucleic acid binding.